UUAGGCGAGUUAGGGUAGCUCCUUGGGUGGUCCGAGGCCCGUCCAUUCUCCUGUCAGUCCUCGGCUGGAGGAUCUGGCAACACAAGCCAUCGUCACGCUCCACUUGCUGCGAAGGAACAGCGGCAUGUGUUCUGGCGUCAGUUAUCUGACAUCCCUGCAACAAGUCUUUGUUCAUAUGGAUGAACAUGCUCUCUUGCCCUCGCAGCUAGCGAAUGGAGUAGAACCAUUGUUCUGUUGGGCACAUGCAUUCGUGAUACACGGACAUAUUGGUGAGGCUGUCUCCUGCUCCCACCAUCUCGUACAGGGCCAGCGCCACUAUGAGUCUCUGGCAGUGUUCUUGAGGUAUUUAUCAUCCUUGCAGAAGAAUACCAUGAGCUCUAGUAUCGCAUCUCAAAUACCGAUGAACGCUGAUGACACGUUGGAGCCGGAAGCCAGCCCACAGCUAGUUCGAGUCCAGCGGUUCAAGCUUGGUCCAGUGACACUGCUUGUAUGCCCUUGGCACGCCUGUAUGCGCUUAUCUGACGAUCUUAUCCCGCGCUUUCCAUGCCGGCGGGUCGUCGGACUUCCCAGGGCUUGCCUCGUGGCGCGCCCGAAUGUGUUGCACGGCAGUCUUUCCCCGCAGAUCUCUCGACCCCGGUUCCAGUUCCCCCAUGCUCAGGCGUUAUCGAGCGAGGUCGUAAGAUAACAUCCUAUCAAGGUGAAGAGAGCAGGUGGACGCCGAGACCCCCACCCAAGGGCGCUCCCAGCAUUCCGUUGCCCGCUUCCGGGUGCCUGCUCCUUGCGGUCACGUCCCUUGAGAUUACAAGAUGCCUCCUAUGGUAAUUCGCCCUAAAACGGCUCGCCUUGGUCAAUGUACAUAUGGUCGAGAGGAAGCAAUGAUAUGAGAAUUGAGCCUCCGGUAC
Canariomyces notabilis is the source of this 902-nucleotide messenger RNA. RefSeq lists its product as uncharacterized. The transcript has a single exon. The record is from RefSeq and is a predicted model, not a curated record. Lineage: Eukaryota; Fungi; Ascomycota; Sordariomycetes; Sordariales; Chaetomiaceae. The coding region runs from base 125 to 685 and encodes 186 amino acids.